AUGCCCCACAGCUCUGACAGCAGCGACUCCAGCAGCUUCAGCCAGUCUCCCCCUCCCAGCAAGCAGGACUCUUCUGAUGACAUGAGGAAAGUCCAAAGGAGGGAGAAGAAUCGCAUCGCUGCCCAGAAGAGCCGCCUGAGGCAGACCCAGAAAGCAGACACACUGCACUUGGAGAGUGAAGACCUGGAGAGGCAGAACGCUGCCCUGCGCCGGGAGAUCAAGCAGCUGACGGAGGAGAUGAAGCACUUCGCCUCGAUGCUGAGCUCCCACGAACCGCUCUGCUCCAUUCUGACGUCCCCUCCGCCACCUCCAGAAGUGCUUUACGCCACACACUCCUUCCACCAGCCCCAUAUCAGCUCCCCACGCUUCCAGCACUGAGCCAGCCAGCGGGACAGCAGCCUGCCGGCUCCACUGACGACAAGAAGCAACUUGGUGGGGCUCACUUUUCCAUCCAAAGGAGAGGGACGGACGGACGGACACCCCGUCUCAAAGUGUGUACUCUGAGUGACUUGCCUAAGACUUGCUCCCUGUGCAGAAAUGGCAAAGCCACCAGGAGGCAUCUUCAGGCAGUUUCCAGCUUGGAUCCUGGGAAGAGGAGGCAUUCGCAAAAGGGCAGCAACCCCCUUCCCCGGUGCUUGCUUGGGGAUGCUCACAUGAGCAUGCGGCACCGGCAGCCUCCGUGCGAGCGGCUGGCUGCGGCGCGCAAAAACCAGAGCUCCAGGGAGAGGAACAGGAGCA
Gymnogyps californianus (California condor) is the source of this 738-nucleotide messenger RNA. RefSeq names its product basic leucine zipper ATF-like transcription factor (gene BATF). The transcript is spliced from 3 exons. Gene Ontology annotation, biological process: regulation of transcription by RNA polymerase II. Gene Ontology annotation, molecular function: RNA polymerase II cis-regulatory region sequence-specific DNA binding; DNA-binding transcription factor activity, RNA polymerase II-specific. Bases 1 to 378 code for a protein of 125 amino acids. Gene Ontology annotation, cellular component: nucleus. The record is from RefSeq and is a predicted model, not a curated record. NCBI's taxonomy places the organism in Eukaryota, Metazoa, Chordata, Aves, Accipitriformes, Cathartidae.